Aureococcus anophagefferens is the source of this 489-nucleotide messenger RNA. RefSeq lists its product as hypothetical. The annotation marks the transcript as partial. Gene Ontology annotation, cellular component: cAMP-dependent protein kinase complex. Gene Ontology annotation, biological process: signal transduction; peptidyl-serine phosphorylation. The transcript has a single exon. Lineage: Eukaryota; Pelagophyceae; Pelagomonadales; Pelagomonadaceae. Gene Ontology annotation, molecular function: ATP binding; cAMP-dependent protein kinase activity. The record is from RefSeq and is a predicted model, not a curated record.
AUCGUCGCGGAGCGCGACGCCAUGCGGACGCUGGACCACCCCCACGUCGCGGCGUUGGUGAAGACGGCGAAGACGGACGCCCACGUCUUCGUUGCGAUGACCGCGGCGCUCGGCGGGCCGCUCUACCGGCACGUGCGGCGGCGGGGGCGCCUCGACUGCGCGACGGCGACGUACUACGCGGCGAACGUCGCCGACGCGCUCGCCCACUGCCACGAGUGGGGGGUCAUCCACCGCGACGUCAAGGCGUCGAACGUCGUGUUGAACGACAAGGGCCGCGCGAUUUUAGUGGAUUUCGGCGCCGCCGCGAAGUUCGACCCCGACGACCCGAAGAUCCAUUUCACCUACUGCGGCACGCCCCACUGCAUGGCGCCGGAGAUGGUCUCCAAGGUGGGCCACGGGCCGGGCGUCGACUUCUGGGCCCUGGGCGUCCUGCUCUGCGAGCUCGCGUCGGGACGGCCGCCGUUCCGCGCGGAGAACCCCUUCGAGCUC